AGAGAAGGCACAGGAUGGAAAACUCAUGAUGAAUUGUUAGGGCAUGUUGAGUUGGUUCUGUCAAUGCCUGCAGUCAGAUGAUUUCACUGGCUGUACAAGAUGAAAUCUCAUAUUUCAAUGUAUAAGUAAAAGUGUCAAAGUUCAGCUGAAGCAGGACGAAUACAGAACAAUUUUUUUGUGUGUAUUUGUAAGUAGGGCACCAGAGCAAUAGAGGAAGCCAAAAUGAGCCGGAAAAGCAAAAGGACUUUAAAGGAGAAAUUUGCCUUGAAGAACAGCUUGGUUAAAGAAGCCCUCUCAGAAUUCCUGGGAACUUUUAUAAUGAUAUACCGUGGUUACUGCCCGACAAACAUUGCACAGCCUUGAAUGAAUUCCUUCUCUUUAUGGCACUUGGAUGUGGGUGUGUGGGACAGGCUGUCCUUAGCAGAGGAGCCCAUGGUGGGCCCAUGACAGUAUCAGUUGGAUUUGCAAUGGCAGUCACCAUAGCAGUGUAUGUGUCUGGGGGCGUUUCUGGUGGUCACAUAAACCCAGCUGUUUCAUUAGCCAUGUGUGUGACUGGAAGAUUAAAAUGGACCAAAUUACCAAUUUACAUAUUAGCACAACUCCUGGGAGCAUUUGUUGGAGCAGCGGCUGUCUUUGGGAUUUAUUACGAUGCCUUUAUGGAGUACAGCAAUGGAACACUUGAAGUCACAGGACCUAAUGCAACAGCACAUAUCUUUGCAACAUAUCCAGCUCCGUAUCUGUCCCUCAUAAAUGGAUUUGCAGAUCAGGUGAUAUCAACAGCUGUUCUUCUUCUGGCUAUAUUUGCUAUUUUUGACACCAGAAAUAACAGCAUACCAAAGGGCCUGGAGCCAAUUGCAGUAGGACUACUUAUAAUUGUUCUUACUUGCUCCUUGGGAAUGAACAGCGGCUGUGCCAUGAACCCGGCCAGGGAUCUAGGCCCAAGGCUCUUCACAGCCAUUGCGGGAUGGGGGAUGGAAGUAUUCACGGCUGGAAAUAAUUGGUGGUGGGUCCCUAUAGUUGCACCUAUGCUGGGAGGCAUACUUGGAGCAAUGAUCUAUAUUGUUUUUAUUGAAAUUCAUCACUCAGAUACUCAGCCACGAGAAGAAAAUGACAUGUAUGAUAAAUAUGAACUGACCAAUCUGGAGUAAGAAGUGAAGAAUUUUCUCUCUCAUUUUGUUGUGCAGUUUUUAUGCAAAUGAUUGUUUGGACCAUUUUAUAAAAGCUGUAUGCCUCAAUUAGAAAUUCACAUUUCAAAGCAGAAAAUCUAUAUAGAAGACAAGUUCAAAACUGAACUCUUUCCAUGAAACAUCAGGCUGAUCACAUUCAAAACUGGA
Molecule: messenger RNA, 1334 nt
Organism: Balearica regulorum gibbericeps (East African grey crowned-crane)
Lineage: Eukaryota; Metazoa; Chordata; Aves; Gruiformes; Gruidae
Source: RefSeq, a predicted model, not a curated record